Anopheles nili is the source of this 3345-nucleotide messenger RNA. RefSeq lists its product as uncharacterized. The record is from RefSeq and is a predicted model, not a curated record. The transcript has 3 exons. Bases 1 to 3345 code for a protein of 1114 amino acids. Gene Ontology annotation, cellular component: cytosol. Lineage: Eukaryota; Metazoa; Arthropoda; Insecta; Diptera; Culicidae. Gene Ontology annotation, biological process: anatomical structure morphogenesis. Gene Ontology annotation, molecular function: protein binding.
AUGGAGGAAGCCAAAUUGGUCGGCUUGCUUGGCAGCAUCCAAAAGUCGAAUGAAAAGAACGCCAUCUAUCGAAAUUUGGUCUCCAUUCGCACGCAUUUUGUGACGACUGAAAAUGGCAUCAAGAUGUUUUCGUCUCUCCGUGGAAUCGAGGUGUUGGUCGGUUUGCUUAGCAAACCCUACGAAAAGGUGAUAGAAGUGGUGCUUAGCAUAUUGGGCAAUUGUUGCACGAGAAAGGAAUGCUGCAAACAGGCGUUCGAAUGUGGUAUACUGAGACCGUUGGUCUCGAUCAUUUCCAACAUUCCCAAUGCAAGCAUCCAGUGUCGGGGCUGCCGUUUGUUGGGUAAUCUUGCCCAGCACGAACCAAUCAGCUACAAAAUCGCUCGGGACAAUGGUAAUAUCGCAUACGUUCUCAGCACGAUCCUUAACGAGUCGGACAACACUGCCGUGCUGAUUAUGGUGAUCCGCGCAAUACGACAACUGUGGCGCGAAAAAUCGUUACGUACUACGAUGAUGGAUCAGGGAUGCAUCGGAAAAAUCGUGCAUCUGCUGGUGCGAUACGCCCAGAUCGAUUCCGAUGCGAACGGUUCACCGCCAAACGACCAAUCGACGGUUAGUGUCGAAGAAAUCAAACCCACCUCUAGUGGCGAUGAGGAAAAGGUGGUUUUAAAGCACUGGCACGCUCCCGACCGGAUGGUGACGAAGGAAAAGUUCAACAACAUCGUGCGAAACAUGGAACACAGCCAGCUUUGCGACAUCGUGGGAUACCAGGUGAUACAGACCUACCGCUGGAAGGAUCGGCUGGAUUUCCGGCUGCCAGAGUCGGAUGAAGUGAGCAAGCUAUUCGAGAGCGUACUCAAGUGUCUGCAGAUGAUGACGACCACAAUGCUGCAGCAGGUGGUUGACGAUAUAUACGGUGAAGCGGGAACGGGUUUACAUUGUCUCGUUUACCUUUGCGGUCAAACUAGUCCGUUUCGAGCGCUGUCGCUUAAGGUGGUGUCGAACCUGGCGGCCCAUCCGGAUGCGAUCGAUAGGCUCACGUCGUGCGGUGUGAUAAAGAUGGCUGCGGAUCUGAUCAUGUACGCCAGCUUAGACGACUCGGAGAAGCGAUACUGCAUCAAUAUGAUGUGCUUGCUUACCAAGGAAGCAUGCAAUCGUGGUCACAUCCGGCGAAGUGGUGCCCUACAGUCGUUUAUGAAAAUCGCGAAGCAAUCGAACGAGAAGCGCGAACAAGCGAUGAUCCUGUACGCUCUGUACCAGUACCGGUUCGAUAGUUUAAGCAACGAGAUUCUUCUCAGUAACGGGCUAGUGAGCUUUCUUGUGCGAAUGCUGAAUGGUAUUAUAGCCGAAAAGGAGAUCUCACACAUACGCCACGAUGAGGAAGAGAGCCAGCGCACGACGCACGCGAGCGUGUUCAGCAAACGCCGAUCGAACUACGCAAAAACGGGCAAAAUGCGCCGUAGCGAUCUACUGUUUCACUACAAAUCGAGCAAUGCAUACCACCAACAGCAGCUGCAGCAGCAGCAACCGCAUCAUAAGGCCGCAAAGCAAUCCAAACUGGAUCCGUACUGUUCGGCGCCGGAAUCUCCGGACAGCGGAAGCAGCGGUUACGCCAGCACCAGCUACGGCACGGUGCGCAGUCCUUCCACAAGCGUGGGGUCUAGUCCUCCUCGCGUUCCAGAGGACGAAGCGUUUGGCGAUGACACGGAGAUCUACUCUCCAGUGUGCAGCGAUCACGAGCAGGAAGACGAAACGGGCGACAUCGGCGAGGGGCCGAUAGGCAAACAAAUUUCACCCAUCAGUACGGACCCUUCCGGUGCGGAGGAAGAGGAAAAGAAGCUAGAAGAAGAGACGCUCGAUGGGGCGGAAGAAAUGAAUGAUUUCGAUAUGGUGGCGUACCUUAUAGAAGAUAGCUCCAACGCCAAAUGGCUGGAUAAUGCCGAGGAAAAGGAUUUGCCAGAUGAGGACAGCUUAGGGCUGAGGCCGUCCAAAACGCCCCACUCGGACGAUUGUAUCGAUGAUAACGAAAUGUUCAAGAUCGAGCUGGAGAUCGCUACGGCUAAAACGUUCGAAAAAUAUCCCAUGCAACCAACGCUGACGUUACUGUGGUCCGUUUCGAAGUCCUUUCCCGCGAUGGAGUUCGUGCAGGCGGAUACGCUGGAAACGCUACUAAAAAUCUGCAAACAGUCCAAAAAACCACGUGGCCGCGCGUUCCAAACGCUGGCAAACAUACUGAAACACGUGAAUCACUUUUUGCCAUUGCUGAAGCAGGACUUCGUCUUCAGGCUGCACGAGAUGAAGAGUCCUUACCCGACGCAUGGGGCCCGCUGCUGGAGCUGUGACGAAAUGCGCACGGCCUGCAACGAUCUGAUGUCCCUGUUUGGGUCGGUCGGAGAGACGGGCUACGGGCAGGGUGAGAUCGCACACAUUUUACGAACGGGCGAACGCGACCUGCAGCUGCGAGUUUCCAUCAUUGUGAUGUUCGUCGUACGGGACACACGGCUCCUGCACAAGCUGCUGUUCGACAUGAAAGUACUGGAGAUGGUGAUGGACUACAUACUGGACGAUGGUAUCUCCGUUGGCGCUCCCGGGGGAGAUACCGAACACCUGAACCAGCUCCAACAACGGUUAAGUGGGAUCGCCUGUUCGGCGAUAACGCGUCUCGCCCAGAAUGUGGGUAUCGUUGGUGAGGAGGAGGACACAGGCACGCCCAGUGAAAAGCUUGAGGAGAAAGAAUUCGACAACACGCUCACGAUCUGCGACGAGUCAGCGGUCAGUGCGGACGAAAAGGUUACCUUCCGCGUGCGGAGUACCCCGACUGGUCCGCAGGAAACGGUUCUCGUUAGCAAAGCGCUUCUCAUGGAGGGCAGCGAAGUGUUCCGCCGUAUGUUCGAGGGUGACCACUUCAUCGAGUCAAAAAACAACGAGGUACACCUGCAGGAGCCAAUCACUGCCGACGGGUUGCGGUAUUUCUUCUACCUCAUCCGGCUACAGACGCUUAACAAGCUAACUGGCAUGGCACCGCCACCGAAGGUGAUCGAAGCGAGCCUCGAUGCGCUCAGUUUGGCACAGAAAUAUUUGCUUCCGACCGUCGAGAAGCCCGUGCUGAACAUAAUCAAGACGCUGCUAAAUGACGACUGCGUGCUGAAUGUGUUCGAAUGGUCCCUAGCAAACUACAACCAGGAACUGUUGAUCGCAUCGACCUACUACUUUCUCUACUCGGACAUCAGUGGAGCGGCCAAACGUAAGCUGUACCGAGCGGCCAACAGAUCACGCUAUCGCGAUGAUUGGAGGCGACUACUUACCGAAACUAUCCUAUUUCGUGUGCAACCAAAUGCGGAGCUUUAA